Molecule: messenger RNA, 3652 nt
Organism: Rotaria sp. Silwood2
Lineage: Eukaryota; Metazoa; Rotifera; Eurotatoria; Philodinida; Philodinidae
Source: the annotation of a GenBank genome assembly
AUGGCCGAAAAAACUUUUCGUAGUAAAAUAACCGCUGCUAAAAAUGAUAUCGUCAAACUUGAGCAAAUUGAAAAAGAAUGUGAAAAUGACUAUAAUGAAGUAUCUAAAAAUCUUGACAAUGCACAAAAAACAAAUCCAAGUCAAACUGAUACAAUUAAUGAGCUAAAAAGUGUUCAAGUUGAAAAACAAAUAAAUCUGCUUUGUGCUGGAUUAACUGCUGAAAAGUGCGCAGAUCAACGUGAAUCAGUAUUAGCAAAACAGCUUCUUUUAGGUAAUAAAGCUGGUCAAAUUGUUAUUCUUGGUCUUCAUAAUGCUGGAAAAUCAACUUUAUUACGUACAUUAAAAGAUAAUCCAUUUGAUGAAUAUACAUCAAGUUUAUCUUCAACUCAUCAUCAUGCUCAAGGUGGUCAUUUAUGGAAAGAUUAUAUUUCAAGUGCUGAUUCAAUUGUAUUUCUUGUCGAUGCAGCUGAUCCAAUUCGUUUUACUAAAGCAAAAGCAGAACUUGAUGAUCUAUUAAAAAAUGAAAAAAUUUUUAAUAUACCAAUUGUUACACUUGGCAGUAAAUUUGAUUCAGAAAAGCUGUUGAUGAAGAAAGUCUUCGUGCAGCACUUGAUUUAUCAGAAACAAUGGAACAAGUAAAAGAAAACAUUUAUUUAUAUAUUAAUAAGUGUUUUUUUCUUAGCAUCAUGAUGGUCGUAAUUUACGUAAUUUACAAUUAUGCAUGUGUAAUAUGAACGACAUUGGCACUUUUGGAUGUGCCUUUAGAUACAUUGGACGAUUUUUAAAAGAGAUAUAAAAUUUUAUGUUCUUUUUCUAUUUAAAAAGAAAUAUAUUCUUAAAUAUAAUCACUUCAUUUAUUUCGGCCCAAAAGGGUUAAGAAGACGAAAAGAAAAAUAUCACUAAAGAAAAUUAACUUAAUAUCUUAGCCAAAUCUAGAAAUGAAUCGAUAUGAGCAGUCCUAGUCGGUAAGGAUCAGUCUUACUCUCGUCCAGGUAGAAGAAUCCUAUGAAGAUCAUAGAAGAUCUUAUUCACCAUCAGUUUUUUUAUUUUUAAUAUGUAUCUUAUUAUAAGAUGGUAGUUUGAAUCGUACAUUCAUCUUACUGUAAAAUUCUUGCAGAAUCUGAGGCUUGAAAUCUUAUAAGAAUAUACACUUUCGAUAUUUAACUAUGUUCUAAAUUAAAUAUUGGUUCUUCUAGCAUUGUCAAAUACAUAUUUUUAUUAAAUUAAAAAAUUGCACAGAUUACAUUCAUUUCUCUUAAUAAACUUAUUUGCUUUAAGUUAUUUAUCAAUCGAAACUGUUUAAAACUAUUUCAUUUUUUCUUUGAAGUAUUUGAAAUUUUUUUUUCUUUUUAUUGAAAUAUUCUUUCAUAUUUUCUUGAUUAAAUUUUUUAUUAAAUUCUUAUUUAUUUUAAUUUCAACGCCUUAUAGUUUACGUCUUUAAAAUAUAUCUACAGUAUGACUAUAGAAAUAACCUGAAAAUUUAAAGUAUCUUGAGAACUGUGUAUGUUGAACACUAUUUAUUGAUUGAAUCAGCUUUCAGAAUGACACAUAUCACUCAAAAUUUCAUAAUAAUUGUCUUAUUCAAUUACAGUGUGUCUGACCUCGACUUCAAUCUUUGUUUAACGGAUUUUGCUUCACAAAAAAUACUUUAUUAUUCAUUCAUGAAUAAUAAAAUAUGAUUUUGAAUUGAACGUCAUUAAAAUAAAGAAUCUCGUCGUUAUAUAAAUCUUCUAUAAUCAUCUAUAUCAGUAGUUGAUUUGUUCUGUUUAUAAAACUCAAGAGGACAACUUUAUAAUGAAGAAUAGACAAUAGAUAAUCAUUCAAUGAUUGCUAAGUACUAUGUAUGUCUCUUUAUUGGAUUGUUUAUUCUAUCUCUAAUCCAACAGAUAAAUACAAAUUAAACUAAAUCAGUUUUUUUUCCUAUAAUUUAUUGUUAAUAGAUUGACCAUGAUAUUUAAUAUAUUCUUCUUUUUAUUUCUUGUUUAUACAAGCUAUGAAUAUGAAAUAUCGAAAACAUUUUUAUGAUCAUCAGGAUCAGAACAGAAGAUAGAUCUUAAUUCAGAAUUUAAACCUAUCACACAGCCUGCUGCAAAAUAUUAUGCUUAAAUUGAUAGAAUAGAUACAACAUAAAUAUUUAUCCACGUCGAGAUUAACAAUAACUAAAACAACAACACCACUAAUGACAUCGAUACCAUUAUGUGAUCCAAAACAUUAUUUUUAAAUACAAUUAUUUUUGAAACCAUAAAUACAUAGCAAUCAAACUUUGUUGUUGAAUCAUUAAAAACUUUUGUCUUUUGUUAUAUUGAUUUUAUUUUAUCUAAUCAGUAUGAUCCAAAUAUAUUCAAUGUUCUCGGAGUAUUUACUUUUAUUGGCAUAAAUUUUAAGAAAAAUAAUAUUUACAAUAAAGGAAAAUAUUGAUGAAAAGUUUUUGGAGGUACAAACGCCCCCUUUAUGCAAAGUCUGAUCAGUUUACUACAAGUAAUACGUGUAGCAUCAUUAGUAAAAUUAUUUGUGGCCAGAAUGAGCGAUUCAUAGUCGAUAUCAAGGUUCAAGAAAAAAGGUAAAUAACAAUAUUUAUCAAUGAGAAAUUGUUCGGCAUAAUCUCCAUGAGCAUCAUGAAGAUCGAGAUAAAUAAGAUGAGAAAAAAUGAUCAAUGGCGUUGAUUGUUGUUUGUCUUUCUGUGGUUCUUCAUUCAUGAUAUGCAACUUUUUCAAUAGAGGAAAACUUUGAGAGAUAACUUUGAAAAAGUUAUGUUCAAAAGGACAGAAGUCGGUCAUUAUCAGGGAUUGAACAAUAUAAAAUAUUCCACCUUGAAAAGAAUUAUUUAAAAAAUGAAAAUUUUUGAAUUGAUAUGGAAGGGAAUAGAUGUGACAUCUACUUUUGAAUUCAUAUGGUAAUGAAUAGCUAUGACAUUUAUCUUUAUUUUCUCUUGUGAAAGUUUCAAUAUGUGAAGCAACUGGUUCAUAAUCUUUUCUGCUAAAAGUACGCUGAAUAUCUUCAUUUGACGAAAAAGCAAUUUCAACAUUCUUCUUAUCUACAUUUGUGUGUAUAUUGAAAGUAAAUUUGUUUAAUCGUGGCAUAUAAAUAAGAAUAUCAUCAUAUAAUUUACUUCCAUCAAUAUAAUUCUUGUUACUUCUUAUUAUUGACAAAUAUAAUAUCAAUUCUUCAAGAUUUAUCAUUCGUCGAAGUAAUGGAAUAAUUAAAUUAUCAUAUAAAAGUAUGCGUGGAUAUGAUGUUAAUGAGAAAUGUUUCAAUUUGGGAAGUUUUUCUUAUAAAAAAAAGGGAAAACAACGUAUCUUUAAUUAUAGUAUUCAGUUUUUUUCUCGAAAUACAAUAGUUGACAAUUAUACCGACUUUAUUAUCGAGUUUCUGAUGUACAUGAAAUUAUUUUUACAUAUAUAAUCAAUGUUGAUAAACAAUUGAAACGUCCAUCAAGUAGCAGAGCAUAAAACAGGCCUACUUUCUCUAGACCUGGCCUGCCCGUGGCAGGCUUCAAAGUUCUACAGCCUGCCUGUGCCUGUCGCUCAUUUUUUGGGCCUGGCCUGCCUGCCUGUCGUUUUCGUUUGGCCUGCCUGGCCUGCCUGUCGAAGCCUGUGUAUAGUUUUCAUGCACCAAUACGGUAUAAUGAUUAAACGAAACCUCAAAACAGCCG